Pistacia vera is the source of this 1385-nucleotide messenger RNA. Its product is annotated as protein GrpE-like. Bases 83 to 1090 code for a protein of 335 amino acids. NCBI's taxonomy places the organism in Eukaryota, Viridiplantae, Streptophyta, Magnoliopsida, Sapindales, Anacardiaceae. The record is from RefSeq and is a predicted model, not a curated record. Gene Ontology annotation, biological process: protein folding. Gene Ontology annotation, molecular function: protein homodimerization activity; adenyl-nucleotide exchange factor activity; protein-folding chaperone binding. The transcript has 3 exons. Gene Ontology annotation, cellular component: chloroplast.
CUCAAGCUCUUCGAACUCUCAUUCACACCCACUUCACCAAUUUUGCCACACCCUUAUCUCUCCCUUUCUGCUGCGCUUCUCAAUGGCCACUGUCAUCAAAACGCCGCCGUUCCAUCCGCCUCCGACACGUGUACUCUCCACGUCCUUAAAAUCCACAAAACCGUUUUGCCUCUCCUUCAGACAACAUAGAAGCAUCAGCACCAGAGUCUUUUCUCGGACAGCUUCUCUCCGGUUCGCUGCUAUUCCCUCUCUACGGUUUGUAAAGCUCGUCCCUUUAGCUUCAAGUGGAGAAACCGAAACCACCGAGACUGAAAAGGAGAUUCAAGAACCUCAAGUCGAGGAUUCUUCAGAUGGUGCUGUUGGUGUUGAAGAUGCUGCUGGCGAUGAUGACACUACUGUUGCAGAGGAAACACAUACUUCAGUCAUUGUUGAGUUGCUCCAAUCGUACAAAGAAGCAUUGGCCAAUGAUGAUGACUCUAAAGUUGCUGAGAUAGAAGAUUACUUAAAAACCAUUGAUGGUGAGAAAGUCAAUCUUGAGAGCAAAGUGGCUCAGUUGUCCGAAGAAUUGUUGGUAGAGAAGGAUCGUACUCUUAGGAUAAGUGCAGACUUCGACAAUUUUCGGAAGAGGACAGAGAGGGAACGCUCUUCACUUGUAUCAAAUGCUCAAGGGGAAGUUGUUGAAAGAUUGUUACAAGUUUUGGAUAAUUUUGAGAGGGCUAAAACCCAAAUUAAAGUGGAAACAGAGGGAGAGGAAAAGAUAAACAACAGCUAUCAGAGCAUAUACAAGCAGUUGGUAGAAAUUCUUGGCUCACUUGGUGUUGUUCCUGUGGAGACAGUUGGAAAGCCCUUUGAUCCAUUGCUGCACGAAGCAAUUAUGCGUGAGGAUUCCUCAGAAUUUGAAGAAGGUGUCAUUAUUGAAGAAUUUCGCAAGGGUUUCAAACUUGGUGACAGGCUUUUACGUCCAUCAAUGGUGAAGGUAUCGGCGGGUCCAGGGCCUGCAAAACCGGAAGAAGAACCAUCUGAAGGAGGGGAAGAUUCAGGUGAAAUCGCAGAAAACAACACAGCAGAAGUUGAAGCGGAGUCAUCUUAAAGGAGAAAUACACAAACCUAGAGUUCAGUUUUGUAAAAGCAGCCGCAUUAUAAUGUUUUGAGUUAAGCUUGUAGCUUACAUUUCUUUGGGGGGUUUCAUAAGAUUCUUACUUCUAUGCUUUCGGUUCAUAGAAAAAUCCCAAUUGGCUUGAGAAUAUAGGCAUUUAUUGAAAGAUAUUUUUGUUCAUCACUGUGUUUAUUUGCAAUUGUACUUAAGUUUUCUCCUAACUUAAGCAAAUAUGUUUCAACUUCACUUGUUAAUGGAAGACCCUAGUUUGGAGGGAAUACUUGAUUCA